This is a messenger RNA of Dissoconium aciculare CBS 342.82, 2090 nucleotides long. RefSeq names its product glycoside hydrolase family 20 protein. Gene Ontology annotation, molecular function: beta-N-acetylhexosaminidase activity. Lineage: Eukaryota; Fungi; Ascomycota; Dothideomycetes; Mycosphaerellales; Dissoconiaceae. The record is from RefSeq and is a predicted model, not a curated record. The coding region runs from base 221 to 1957 and encodes 578 amino acids. Gene Ontology annotation, cellular component: membrane. The transcript has 3 exons. Gene Ontology annotation, biological process: carbohydrate metabolic process; glycosaminoglycan metabolic process.
AUCGCUGCUGUUGUUACUACCACCACCGUCAUUGUCUGUCUGUCUCUCUACUCUUUCUCUCCAUCUCCCUCUCACCCACUGACCUCGUCCUCCUCUCCCUCUUCUACUUGAAUUCCUCUCUGGUCUGGGACCCAAUUCCCUCCAACCCGCGCCUGAACCUCCCCUUCGACGCCGCCGCCGCCCAUAUCGGAUCACCACUCUGUCCUCGACGCGGAAAGUCAUGAAGGUGAACGCGCUCGUGGUUGCGUUGGCCGCCGGCGCACGUGUCGCCCACGCUCUCUGGCCCAUCCCUUCUUCAUACUCCAAUGGCGACCAUGCGCUGUGGAUCACGGGUCCGCAAGACAUCAACUUUGCCUAUACAGGCCCACAGACUGCGCCAAAGUAUGGCUCGGCCGGUGCCUCCGCCGCCAGCGCCAUCGUGAACAAAGCCAUUGAGCGCACCCGCGACACCUUGUUCACCAAAUCCUACGUCCCGUGGCAAUUCCACUUGCGCAACACCGAUUUCGAACCCAAAUUUGGUUCUGAUGCCGUCUGCAUCAGAGAUGUCAAGUUGGUCCAGCAUAAGCCUGACCCGGCUGACAUUCUCAAACCCGCCAUCGGCAGCGUCGACGAAUCCUACACAUUGCACGUCGCGAUAGAUGGCAGUGUCAUGGUCGCCGCCAACAGCUCGAUCGGUCUGAUGUAUGGUCUCACCACCUUCACUCAGCUCUUUUAUCUGUCCAGCCACGGCCAUGGUGUCUACACGACCCAGGCGCCCGUCGAAAUCACCGAUGCGCCCCAGUUCCAAUGGCGUGGGUUGAACCUCGACACCUCGCGCACGUUCAAGCCGGUCGCAUCGAUUCUGGCAAUGAUCGAUGCAUUGGCGUACAACAAGAUGAACCGUCUCCACUGGCACGUCACUGAUUCACAGGCGUGGCCUUUGGAGGUCCCGUCCAUCCCCGAGCUGGCCACCAAGGGUGCAUACACCCCAUCUCAGAUUUAUUCCGUUCAGGAUGUGCAGACCGUCCAGUCCUACGGCUCCUUGCUCGGCGUCGAGGUCGCCAUGGAGUUUGACAACCCAGGUCACACCGCUUCAAUCUGGUACUCUCUGCCUGACCUCAUCGCCGCCUACAAUAUCUUCCCCGGGUGGGACACCUACGCCGCCGAGCCGCCGACCGGGACGCUCAAGCUCAACUCACCCGCCGUCUCGGCCUUUCUGAAGAAACUGCUCGACGACCUCCUCCCACGCCUCAAGCCGUUGACCUCCUACUUCCACCUCGGCGGCGACGAGGUCAACAAGAACGCCUACAACCUCGACGACACCGUCCGCUCCAACGACCCGGCCGUGCUCCAACCCCUCAUGCAGAAAUACAUGGACCGCAACAUGGACCAGGUCCGCUCCUACGGCCUGACCCCGCUGGUCUGGGAGGAGAUGCUGCUGGACUGGAACCUCACCCUGCCCGCCGAGACCAUCGUGCAGACCUGGAUCAGCCCCGCCAGCGUCGCCGCCGUGACGGGCAAAGGCCACCGCGCGCUCGUCGGCCAGUACGACUACUGGUACCUGGACUGCGGACACGGCCAGUGGCUCGACUUCCGCCCGGGCGACGCCUCCCGCGGCUUCUGGCCCUACCUGGAUUACUGCAACCCGCUCCACAACUGGCGGCUGAUGUACAGCUACGACCCGCUCUCGGGCGUGCCCGCCGCCGAGCACCACCUCGUCCUCGGCGGCGAGACGCACAUCUGGAGCGAACAGACCGACGCCGUGAACCUCGACGAUCUGGUCUGGCCCCGCACCUCCGCCGCGGCCGAGGUCCUCUGGUCCGGCGCCAAGGACCCCCUCACCGGCCAGAACCGCUCCCAGAUCACGGCGUCCCCGCGCCUCUCGGACAUGCGCGAGCGCCUCGUGGCCCGGGGCAUCCGCGCGGCUCCGAUCCAGAUGCCGUUCUGCACGCAGAACGGGACCCAGUGCGCCCUCUGAAAAGAGGAAGGAUCGCGAGAGAGGAAAGGCCGGAAGCCUCCUCCCCUCCCUCUGCCCCCAAACCUCUGUAGGAUAUUAUUUCCAAAACGACCGUGUCACGAAAAUCCAAAAAAGUUCCUUUCGAGAAUCCCUU